This is a messenger RNA of Menidia menidia (Atlantic silverside), 748 nucleotides long. Lineage: Eukaryota; Metazoa; Chordata; Actinopteri; Atheriniformes; Atherinopsidae. The record is from the annotation of a GenBank genome assembly.
GGUCCUUUGCGCGACCGUAAAGCCUGUUGGGUAGCCUUCUAACGUCCUUGUCCAACCAAGCACACACUGACUGGCUUCACGCUAGGGCUGGAGGACCUCUGUCAUUCACUCAUCGCGCGUGGGUAAAAUAAAACUCUCAGACAUGAUGGCAGCAAGAUUCCUCCGCCGUGCUCUCCCCGUGCUGAGGCAGGCUCGCUCCUACGCCGAUCCGGCCUCCGGAGCCCCGCAGAUGUCCUUCACUUUCGCCUCUCCGACACAGGUGUUCUUCAAAGAGGCCAGUGUGAAGCAGGUGGACGUGCCCACGCUGACGGGUGCGUUUGGCAUCCUGCCGGCCCACGUUCCCACCCUGCAGGUGCUCAGGCCCGGCGUCGUCACCAUCUUCAACGACGACGGCUCCUCUGCCAAAUACUUUGUGAGCAGCGGAUCAGUGACGGUCAAUGGCGACUCUUCUGUCCAGCUGCUUGCUGAGGAGGCAGUGCCCCUGGACCAGCUUGAUAUUGCGGCAGCCAAGGCCAACCUGGAGAAGGCCCAGUCGGAGCUUGCCGGCGCGUCCGACGAGGCGGCCCGGGCGGAGGUCCAGAUCAGCAUAGACGCCAACGAGGCCAUCGUCAAGGCCCUGGAGUAAAGCUGCGGUCGUUUUUUUCUGUUGCUGUGAGGAAAAACCAACUGUCCCCGUCAGUGUCCAGAGGAUUCCCAUCUUUCUUUGUACAGUGGAUGAACUUAAGAAUAAAUUUAUUUGGAAUUAACA